Molecule: messenger RNA, 8222 nt
Organism: Sebastes umbrosus (honeycomb rockfish)
Lineage: Eukaryota; Metazoa; Chordata; Actinopteri; Perciformes; Sebastidae
Gene: tdrd6a
Product: tudor domain containing 6
Exons: 19
Coding region: 340-7743 (2467 amino acids)
Source: RefSeq, a predicted model, not a curated record
CAACCCUCCGGGACUGGACCGACACUGGCUAGCUAACAUUAGCUAACAUCAGCUAACAUCAGCUAACAUUAGCUAACAUUAGCUUACAUGCUAAACGUUUUGGCGGUGUGAAUAAGGUGAGCGUCACUGCGGCUGUGUGCGGCUGUGCGAGGUGAAUUCGGUAAACCGGUGCUACCACCAUCGUCGUGUGUUUAAGAAGACCCGGCAGGAUCUCCUCCAGUAACCCGGAUUUCCCACUGCAUCUGCUCUCAGCAAGAUUUGUGCAAGCUCAGUCAUCUCCAGUGAACAUCAGAACACAGCAGAGACGCAAUAACAUCCAGUGCUCACGCGGCUGUGUUGAUGAGAGGUGACGAAUCAUGGGUAGCUGGAAUUCAUGAAACUGCCAAAAUGUCUUCAAUCCUAGGACUCCCUACACGAGGGUCAGAUGUAACAAUUCUCAUUACCAGGGUCCACUUGCAUCCCCUUUGUGUGCUUGUGGAGUUCUGGGGGAAAUUUAGCCAGGAGAGGACGGCAGAUUAUGAGUGCCUUGCCAAAGACAUUCAAUCUCCUGGAAACACAUUUCAAGAGUUUGAAGGAAAUCCUGGUGACCAGUGUUUGGCUCAGAUAGAUGGAUCUUGGUACAGGUCCCGCAUAGUCUCAAGAAAUGGCCCGAAAUACAGUGUGUUUCUCUUUGACAAAGGGAGGACAUGUAGCACCACCACAAGUAAGUUGGCAUGGGGUAAGAAGAAGAACUUCGACCUGCCACCCGAAGUGGAAUUUUGCCUGCUGGCUAAUGUGUUACCACUCUCGCCUGAGAACAGAUGGUCUCCAGUGGCUCUCGAAUUUCUGAAAUCUCUCUCUGGGAAGACUGUGAAGGGACAGGUGCAAGAUGUACUGGUGGCGCACAGAACAUUUCUCCUCCACAUCCCUUGCAUAUCCAAGCAAAUGUAUGAGAUGGGAAUUGCCAAGAGGCUGUCUCCAGAUCUGUUUCAGGACUUUGUCCUUAUGUCACUGCAGUCCCAGAGUGGAGCUGAAGUGUCUCCAGAGACUCAGAUCUCCAUGGCAGCAGGUGAUCGACUGCACAAGAAAGAGCUCUACAUGUACCCAGAGCUGCCAGCAGGAACUGUGGAGACCGUCAUAGUCACAGAGGUGACAAAUCCGCAGCGGAUCUUUUGCCAGCUGAAGGUCUUCUCACAAGAGUUGAAGAACCUCUCAGGGCAAAUCACACAGCGCUGUGAGGGCAGAAUGACCAACUGCAUUGUAGGUCCAGAAAUGAUUGGGUUUCCGUGCGCUGCAAGAGGAAGUGAUGGCAGGUGGUACCGCUCUGUUCUACAACAGGUAUGUCCAUCCAACAAAGUGGUGGAAGUUUUGAAUGUUGACUUUGGAACAAAACAGUUUGUUCAAGUCCAGAAUGUAAGACCACUGGCUUCAGAGUUCUUCAGGAUGCCCGUUGUGACUUACAUCUGUUCCCUCCAUGGAAUCAUUGACAAAGGGGUUGGAUGGACAACCAGCCAGAUCGACUAUCUCAGGUCCCUUCUUCUGCACAAGAUAGUGAUUGCCAAAUUUGAGUACCAAAGCAUCUCUGAGGGCGUUCACUAUGUCACGCUCUAUGGAGCUGAAAGUGCAAACAUUAACAACCUGUUUGGUUCCAAGGAGAGCGAGGGGGAAAAAACACUUGGAGAUUAUGCGAUCCGCACUACUGCAUACAGCCGCAAGCCUCCAGCUCAGCAAGAAAGCAAUCAAAGAAAGAUGAUAACUCCUGGGAAUGGUGUAGAGGAAAAAGAAGGGAAAGGAAUAGUAGCGAAGUUGCCAGCUGGAGACCUCCCUCUCAACUCCUCACAUGUGGCAGUUGUCCAGCACGUACUUGACCCAUCAGAGUUUUGGAUCCAAACACAGAACUAUGCAAAUGAGUUAGAUGAACUGAUGGAUAGUAUCUACCAUCUGUACAAAGAGUCAGUGAAUAAACAUGUGGUGAGAAAUCCAACUGUUGGGCUCUACUGUGCUGCUAAGGCAGAAGAUGGCGAGUUCUAUCGAGCAACUGUGGCUGAAGUUGCUGAAACACAAAUCAAGGUGUUCUUUGUUGAUUAUGGAAACACCGAAGUGGUUGACAGGAGUAACAUCAGGACCCUUCCUGAUGAGUUGAAAAAGCUGCCAUGUCUUUCACUGAAAUGCACCCUGGCAGGUGUCAGGCCAAAAGAUGGGAGAUGGAGUCGAAGUGCCUGUGACUUUUUCAUCAAAGCAGUCACAGAUAAAGUACUGACUGUACACGUGACGGCAAAAUAUGACGAGGGCUAUGUUGUCCAACUAACAGAUCCUAAAGCACAGGGAGAAAGAGAUCUUGGUACGCUGAUGUGUAGUUCUGGCCUUGCUGAAAGGGCUGAGACACAGAGACAACCCAAAGCCAAAAUGACCGCGCGACCUGCCAUUCUGCCACAAUUUCCUGAUGCCAGGCUCUCAGGUGUACACGUGGACAAAGGAAUGCCUUUCGAGACAACCCUAAAGACAAUUGGCCCUGCCGGCAAUGAAAAAAGAAUUCUUACAUUCAAGGAGCACAUGUUUCCCACUGGAAGUGUCCUUGAUGUCAGUGUGUCCUACAUCGAAAGUCCAAAUGACUUCUGGUGCCAACUAGUACAAAAUGCAGGGCACUUGAAAUUGCUCAUGCAUGACAUGCAGGCUCAUUACGCAGGCAGUGAGUUUCAGCCCAAUGUGGAAACAGCUUGCGUUGCUCGCCACCCUGAUAAUGGAAUGUGGUACAGGGCCAUUGUAAUCCACAAACAUGAAACACCUGAUGUGGAUGUGCUGUUUGUUGACUAUGGCCAAACGGAGACCGUCUCCCUUUACGACCUGAGGAGGAUCAGCUCACAGUUCCUUGCUCUGCAAGGCCAAGCUUUUCGAUGCAGUCUGUUAAACCCUGUUGACCCUACGUCUGCCUUAAAUGAGUGGAAUGAAGAAGCAGUAGCAAGGUUCCACAGCUUUGUGGAAACUGCGGCAUCCAACUUCGUGAUUUUGAAGUGCACCAUAUAUGCAGUCAUGUACAGUGAGCAGAAGAUUCUUUUCAACGUUGUGGAUCUAGAAACUCCCUUCGAGAGUGUCUGCACCAGUAUGGUCAAUCUAGUCAAGGGUGCACCUCCAAAGAAUGCUGCUGGGCCACCUUUCCGUCUCGACACAUACUACUACUCAACGCACAAUGUCAAAACUGGAACAGAGGAACAGGUCACAGUGACAUGUGUGAACAAUGUCAGUCAGUUCUACUGCCACCUCAAGAGGAACGCUGACGUGAUAAACGAUCUCAAGACCAAAGUAAGCAAUCUUUGUCAUCAGCUUGAGACUGUCAAGCUCCCAACAGUUUUUGGAACUUUGUGCUUCGCGAAGUACACUGAUGGGCAGUGGUAUAGGGGACAGAUCAAGGCCACAAAGCCAGCAAUUCUGGUUCACUUUGUGGAUUAUGGUGACACUAUUGAAGUGGAGGAAUCCGACUUGUUUCCAGUUCCCAGAGAGGCUAAUGACAUCAUGUCUGUGCCUGUGCAAGCAGUUGUGUGUAGUCUCUCUGAUGUACCUGUCGAUGUUCCCAGUGAGGUGAACCGCUGGUUUGAGACAAGUGCAACGGAAUGUAAAUUUCGAGCACUAGUAGUGGCCCGAGAACCUGAUGGGAAACUGCUGGUUGAGCUGUAUCAUGGAAACACUCAGAUUAAUUCAAAGAUCAAGAAGAUGUUUCAGAUCGAGAUGCACACAGAAGAGAAUGUUGUCCACCAGGGUCGGAGAGCACUUGAGGCUUCAGCAAAUCAUGCCAAAAAGACACUAAAAGUUGUCCCAAAACAAGCUGCAGAAAUGGGAAAUCACACGCAAACAAUCCACACAGAUGUCUCUGCCACAAAACCAGCACGUCAAAUGAGGAAUGGCGGCAUGAAUCUGCAGCCUGCACCAAAGCCUUUGCGCAAUGUUUGUGAAAAUGGUCAGAAGGUCAGAGCUGCUCCGUUAGAGCUCUACAUACCUCCACACCAAAGGCAGUCAUGUACAGGGACACCAAGUAAUACAGGAAAUGGUUCUGAGCCGACAGGUGCCUAUUUCAAAUCAAGAAAAAGUCUUCCCACAGAAAUUGAACAGCUCAAGUCCAAAUCACCUGACACAGAAUCUGCGAAGGAAAGCAAUGCUGAAAAAUUCCCUAAACUUGCAGACCUGCCGUCAAAUUCUAUCACAUCAGACAUGGAAGAAGAUGUUUACCUCUCGCACUGCAACAGCCCAUUGAGUUUCUAUGUGCAACUUGUCAGAGAGGAGGAUGGAAUAUUCUCCCUUGUGGAAAAACUUAAUGAUCCCAAAUCCACCCCCCAAACCAACGACGUCAAAGACGUGCAUCCAGGUGACCUUGUUCAAGCGGAGUUUGCAGAUGAUUCCUCAUGGUAUCGAGCAGUUGUAAGAGAGAUCCACGGCAAAACGAUGGCUCUUGUUGAGUUUGUUGAUUUUGGAAAUACAGCAAUGAUGCCAAUUUCCGAGAUGGGCAGACUCCAGAAGUCUUUCUUGCAGCUUCCCAUGUACAGCAUACACUGCAUUCUGAGCGAAGCUGCAGGUAUUGGAAAAGAGGAAGUGCUUGAUCCGGAAGUAGUGUCAGCUUUCAAAGAGGACAUUGGUGGUGUUGGAGAAAAGGUGCUCAUGUGCCACUUUAUCAGGCAGUUGGGAUCUGCAUGGGAAGUCCAUCUUGAAGACCGUGGUGUAAAUAUCACGUGUAAAGUACCUACUAGAUGCUCAACUGAGAAACUUGAACAAGCCAAGGAACAACCUACCCAGAACUCUGACAUCAGGAACAUGCCAGAGAACUCAGAGAGAUCGCUACUGAACUCCUGCUCUCUAUGUUACCACCAACAAGAGUUUUUAGAGGGACACAAGUUAGAGGUCUACAUCACAGCUGUAAAUAAUGCUCAGACCUUUUGGAGUCAGCCUGCAGACUCAGAAGAGCUUGAUAAGAUAACAUCAAGUGUCUCAGAAGUGGGGGAUGCAGCCGAUCGCAAACCUAUUGACCCAGGCUCUCUCUCCCCUGGAAGGCCAUGUAUUGCUCUCUUUUCAGACGAUGAUUUUUGGUACCGCGCAGAGGUCAUUGACAAAGAUGGAGAUGAGCUGUCUGUUCUCUUUGUGGACUAUGGAAACAAGUCCCAAGUCAAUGUUACAGAUGUGAGGGAAAUGCCCCCUGACCUGAUUGAUACUCCUCCACAGGCAUUUUUGUGCGAGCUUGAAGGCUUUGAUGCUUCAUGUGGAUACUGGGACAGUGGUGCAGUAGAUGAACUGUCAGCGCUUACAACAGACAAAGCGUUACAACUGACUGUCACCAAAGUAACAAGAGAAGAAGGAAAAGUCAAAUGCUUUGUGCGGAUGGAAUGUGAGGGCCAGGUGAUAAAUGAGGCACUGAAAACCUGGUGGAAGAGCUCCAUUGAGGAAAAUGAACCUGCAGAGACACCACUGCAAUGUGACUCAAUUGGGAAAGAGACUGCACUACCCGAGGAUCAACUAGAGUAUCCCGAAGGCCAAGAUAUGGAUACUGCUGAUGCCUGUAUUCACCCUAAGAGAGACCACAGUGAAAAGCAUAGCACUGGCAAGCUUGUUGACCCCCACGCAGAUAUUUUGCCAUGUGAUAGUGGCAUUGAUGAAACCAUGUUAUCUCCACUUGAUAACAAAGGUGACCAAGGUAUAUUGGACUUGAGCUAUGACAAGAGUGCGGUAGAAACCCACAAAAGCACUGAAGAAGAGGAGUUUUCAGUGAUGGACAUUAUUGGGCCGCAUGACUUAAAUUCUCCAUUGGAUGAGAACCCUAGGGAGGCCAUGGUGGAGUCAGAGAUCGCAACGACUGACUUGGAGUCUCUGCCAGGAGAGGUUCAUACCGACAGCAUGGAAAGCAGCUUUGACAUCAUUCAUUUUACUGGUCCAACUGAGGCAAAAGAUGACAGCAAGGUUACCAUUGCAAGGCAUAAUUCUCUUACCAGUAUGACAACAGUGAAAAUGGUUUCCCGUGAAGCUUUUCGUCCCAGGGAGGAGCAUAACAUUUCUGAAGACUUCAAGCAGAUAAAGACUGAAUUGACGCUGCCCUCUUGUGUUCUUCCUGCGUUUGAUACUCGUACAGAGCAGGAAAUUGCCACUGAGGAUGGUGUCCCAAAGGAGGUGCCAUGUGUUACCACACAUUAUGAGAAUGACUUGAAGACUGGACAGGAGACCAUGGCUCAUCACAAGGAUGCAUAUUCAGCCCUGCUAGCUGAUUCUGACACAGCAGCCAGUGAGCCACAGACCUGCACAGCUCCCUCUCAAGAUUUGGGUGACCGGGUUGAAGAGGCGACCUGUUCUGUUGAGGAGGAGGCAGCGACCUGUUCUGCUGAGGAGGUAGCAGACUGUUUUGUUGAGGAGGCGGCGGCGACUUGUUCUGUUGAAGAAGAGGUGACCUGUUUGGUUGAGGACGAGGCGGCGACCCGUUCCGUUGAGGAAGAGGCGACCUGUUCUUUUGAAGAGGAGGCGACCUAUUCUUUUGAAGAGGAGGCGACCUAUUCUUUUGAAGAGGACAAGACCUGUUCGUUUGAAGAGAAGGCAACCGGUUCUUUUGAAGAGGAGGCGACCUGUUCUUUUGAAGAGGUCAAGACCUGUUCGUUUGAAGAGGACAAGACUUUUUCGUUUAAAGAGGACAAGACCUGUUCGUUUGAAGAGGACAAGACCUGUUCGUUUGAAGAGGAGGCAACCGGUUCUUUUGAAGAGGAGGCGACCUGUUCUUUUGAAGAGAACAAGACCUGUUCGUUUGAAGAGGAGGCGACCGGUUCUUUUGAAGAGGAGGCGGCAGGUUGUGUCGAAGAGGAGGCAACCGGUCCUGUCGAGGAGGAGGCGACCGGUUCUAUCAAGGAGAAGACGACCGGUUCUGUCGAGGAGGAGGCAAACUGUUUUGUUGUCGAGGAGGAGGCGACCUGUUCUGUCAUCGAGGAGGAGGCGACCGGUUCUGUCGAGGAGGAGGCAAACUGUUUUGUUGUCGAGGAGGAGGCGACCUGUUCUGUCAUCGAGGAGGAGGCGACCGGUUCUGUCGAGGAGGGGGCGACCUGUUCUGUCCACGAGGAGGAAGCGACCGGUUCUGUCGUCGAAGAGGAGGCGACCUGUUUUGUCGUCGAGGAGGAGAUGACUUGUUCUUUUGAAGAGACCUGCUUGACAGAUGUCUGCAUAGAUCCAAAUGAGCCACGUGAUGACGGUGAAGUCACCAGUGCAAGAGAUGAUUGUCUCAGCAGUAUGACAGCAGAGGAAAUGGUCCAAAAUGAAUCACUGCUUCCUCGUAGGGAGCUUCCGCAACAAUUAACUGAAGCUCCCUCAGAGAAUGAAACAGGAGACCUUUCCCUACAGGAUGAGGCCAUGCAUAACAAGAAUAACUCUGUGACUGAAGACGAGAUCUCGGCUCUUCACGAAGAUGAACAUUUUGCUCUGCCAUCUGACCACGAGCCACAAGCCUUCACAGUCCCCUGUCCACAUUUGAGCGACCUGGUUGAAGAGGUGACUUGUCUUGUCAGAGAGAUCUGUCUGAGAGACGACUGCAGAGAUCCACCACGAGAAGCUGAAAGGGAGGAGAUGGAGCAGCUGGUGCAUACACCCCCCUAUCCAAACGAGGAUUUCAGCGAUGGUGUGCUUGAGAGAGAAAUGUCAUCUUCUGCUGAUGACAGCUUUGAGGCCCAGCUGUCGAGGAUAACUCAUCUCUCUCUGAUAAUCAACGAUAGUUCUGAUGAUCUUCUGCUUGUUGAGCGGCAGCCAGAGGAGUAACCACCUUCUGUUAACUUCAUUUGCCUUUUAUCAGAUCCAUUUAUUAGCUCAAAAUGCUUUAAGUUACAACUGGUUCAAGUUCAGUUCUUUUCUUUUUCUGUGUUUGUUCUCUUAAUCGCUCUCUGACAGUUUUGAUUAGUUGGAUUGACCUGGCAGCUCAUCUUUAUCCUUUGGCCCAGUGGUCUCAUUUCAUUGUUCCUAUUGAAUACCACCCUCUGGUUAGAAGUGCCUUUGUAGAGUAAUAAUAGCAUCCAUGUGCUGGCCCAGUGUUAUCUGUUCUGUUACAGAUGAUCUGUUCUGAUAAACUGCCACAUACUUCUUUAGAAAGUACUGAAUGUUUUGUUGAAAAAGCUCUAAAAAGCUGCUGUGAAUGGUUGAUGUGAAAUGCAGCAGUUUUCAAACCCGUUUUGUGUGAUUACAUGCGUUGAAGAUAUAUAUUUAUGUUAUGUUAUGGCGCAAUAAAUAUCAUUACAGAUCUA